This is a messenger RNA of Etheostoma spectabile (orangethroat darter), 4001 nucleotides long. RefSeq names its product WD repeat-containing protein on Y chromosome-like. Gene Ontology annotation, molecular function: calcium ion binding; protein binding. The record is from RefSeq and is a predicted model, not a curated record. Lineage: Eukaryota; Metazoa; Chordata; Actinopteri; Perciformes; Percidae.
UCAAGUUUCAGCACUCCAGAACAUAGAACUAGAAUUCUAUUCAUUGCUCCAGACUGCUAAACUCUCAGCACAAUUGCAUUGUUAUCAUUCAAACUAAACCAGGAUUGACAUCUAAAGGGUUGACAUUUUAAUUCUUAAGCAACUCUAUUAACUGGUUAAUUCGGUCGGAGGACCUAACUGAGAACGCUAAAAUGGAUUCUAGAAGUGAACUUACAAAGACGGACAAAAUGUUUACUGCUGAAAAUGUGCAAGAGAUUGUAACGCUAUUUCAUGAGGCGGAUUCUGAUGGAGAUGGACGAUUGGACAUUGAAGAAUUCUGUGAAGGACUGAAGCAGUUAUUCCCUACUAUGGAUGAAGAAGAUCUCAUUGCCCUCCACAUGAAGAUUGACACAAAUGGAGAUGGAGGUGUGGACCUCGGGGAGUUAACAGACUACCUGGUGAACAAAAACAAGGCAUCACAAAAUAUGGCUUUUAAAAAUCAAAUCUUUCCUAAACCUAUCAAAAUGAUAUCGGUGGAUCAACAUAGAUUGAUUGUUCGUCUGAUUCACCGUCCCUUCGAGAAUGACAGGGAACCUGACCAUGGUUCAGAGGUUUUAUUAGGACAAACCAGCACUUACCAAAAAGGUCAAUACCUCUCCAUCACCUCGAAUGGUAUCCUCAACUUCUGGCCUGACAGCUUUGACACCUCAUACCCAAUUCAAUUAUACAAAAAGGAAAACACACUUCCUUUUUCACACAACAAGAAAAUGCAUGUUAAUGACAUGGUCUACAUCAGUGAACUCAAGCAACUGGCUAUCUCCACUUCUGACAGGGAACUAAUAUUCUAUCGCUGCAAUGAAUUCCCUACGUUGUUUUCAACCAGCCACUCUUUAAUAGUAGAGGACAACAUAGUGAAUACCAUGAACUACUGGUCCAAUGGCACUAAAGCAGUGUUUUCCUUUGGCGAUGUAAAAGGUUUUUUGUCUGUGUUUGUCUCCAACAACAUAUGUGAAAACGGCCUCUUCUUCAGAGAUGCAUAUGAGAAAAUCUCUCUGCAAAAGUACCCAACUGUUUAUGUUUCAACCCUGUUAAAAAACCCCUCUAAAGACUUUCUAUGUGUGAAGGUCAACAUCUUUAAUGACAUUUGCAGUCAGAUCCAAUAUUUUCCAUCACUUAGCUCAUUUGCCAUCUGCGGUAGUUCAUCCAACACAAUGGUCCUUGCUUCUCUACCCAAGACAUCCGUAACCAAAAUGUCUACAACAGUCUUUAAGAGCAGAGGAGAUGUGGACUUCUUCACCUGUGUAGAAUACUCCACUUCCUCUGGGUAUCUGCUGACCGGUGGGACGGACGCCCUACUGAGGACGUGGUUUCCCCACAAAACAGUGUCAUGCAUCCAGGAAUUAAAGAGACAUGCCAAACCCAUCACCCAUAUAAUGUUAAAUCCCAAGGAAAAAGUUUUUGUUAGUUUAUCGCUGGACCACCAUAUAUGUGUUUGGUCCGAGGAUGCACUGAUCUGUUUGCAAAGCUUCAAGAUACAAGAAAUGAUGCAGAGUCCUAUCUCCAGUCUUUGUUACAACACACACAACAAUGAGUUAGUCCUAGCUAACACAGAUAUUGGCAAAUAUCUUGGAAGAGGAACUGAUGUGUUUAAAAAUGCAUUAACAUCGCAUGACAAGCCCCUGUGCUGUGCUCUCUAUCACAACAUUUUCAAACAGGUUGUCUCUGUUUGCCAAAAUGGCGUGGUGACAGUGUGGGAUAUCUUAACAGGAACGGCCGCCAUGCAGUUCAAGGUGACUCCAGAUCAGUACGUGGGGCAUGUUGCUAUUUCAUUUGAUGGACUAAAGCGCAGACUGAUCACAAUUUCCCAGGAUGGAAAAGUUAAAAUUUGGAACUUCAACAACGGAACAGAGCUUGCCAUUCUUCCUGUUACCGUACAAAGGGAGGUGACAGGUAUCGUCUGUGUAGACAAUAGGGUGUUUGUGUCGGGAAAGAACUCCAAGAUCAUUUAUGACCUGGACAUACACGGAUAUGACAACAGAUUUUUGAAGCAUUAUUAUUUAGAUGACAUUUGCUCAAUGGAUGUCCAUGAAAACACACUGGUUACUGCCUCCAGCUAUGGAAAUAUUGUCAUCUGGGAGGCCGCCAGUGGCGAAGUUCUCUACUGGCUCAAUGGCAGCAACAGCCCUCGGACAAACAUGGCAGACAAAACCACUCAGGGCCAGACAGGGAGUCUGCUUGGUGACAAGAGUCCAAAGCAUGUCAGAGGCACUGGGAAAAGACCUCUAAAUAGUAAAUCCCUGAAUGGGAACAACACUGCUGUGAUUAACACACCUCUUAUCAUAUGUCUGAAGACCAGGGAGGUUAAAGUUGACACAGCCACACUGCUGACGUCUUCAGAUGGCAACAUAUAUGCCUGGUCUGUUAUUAGCAAGGGAGGAUUGAUUGGAAAGUUCAGAGCAGUGAAGGAUGAAGGAGCAGUCAUUACCACCAUGUCAACUGAUCCCAAUGACCAGAUAUUACUGACCGGGGAUAGUACCGGAAAGAUUUAUCAGUGGGACAUUCAGGCUUUUGGGUUUAAAAAACAGGCAAACAACGAGCCAUUUGAGGAUAAUGGGUGGUGCGUGUCAUUGUGUCCACCUCCUCUGUUGCACUCUUGGCAAUCUCACAUCACAGGGGUGGUGAGUGUUCACUGUAACCCAACUUGUGAAAAGUUAAUUACCGCAGGGAACUGCAAUGUCUGUCUGUGGGAAAACACAGGAACCUACAUAGGCCUCUUUGGGAAAGACCAAUGGGGUGCUUCACAAAUCAGCCUUGAGGAGAAUGCUGAACAGGAGGAGACCGGCAGACCAAGCACAACGAAGACCAGCAACUUUCCAUUGGCACGUCCUGUCUUUCCAACAAAAUCAAAGUCAGAAGAACUGACAGACAGCAUUAAAAGCCUCUGUGACAGAAUAGACAAGGUAGUCAGCCCUAAGAAGCCUGGAGACAAAUUAACAGAGGCUACUGAUCGUGUAAAUAGACGGAUGAUGAAGAUUCAGUCAGGACUUGACUUAAUAAAAAGCGAAGCCAAUUACAAUUAGUUUGAACAAACUAACAAACCCCUGGAAAAUCUGUAUUUUAGUGAGGUCCACCAGGGGUCUAAAACUACAUCAACACCAUGUCCACCAAACACCAGACCAACUACACGUUGCACUAAUGACACCAUCAGCUUAGCAAACAUGCAGCAAUCUGAUGCAAAACCGGACCAUGUACACUUUCCACCCAUCAAGGAUAAGGUGCAUCGCCCACAUCAUCAGACCCGUUCAAAGUUUCAGCAGAGAGACACCUUAAAAGGCGGUGUCCUCACACCAGUUCCACCAAACACCCUGCCAGCUAUGAAGACCUCGCCACACAUGCAGCUGGACCCCUCUAGGUCCAAAUAUGGGCGUGUGCUCAAGACUCAGAAGAGAGACACAUUACAAGGCAGUGUCUUCACUCAAGUUCCACUAAACACCCUGUCAGGUACAAAGGGGUCUUGGCAAACACCGGACCAUGUACACUUGCCACCCAUCCUUGAUAAGGUGCAGAGCUCACAUCCUCAGACCCAGAUUCAGCAGAGAGACACAUUCAAAGGCGGUGUCCUCACACCAGUUCCACCAAACACCCUGCCAGCUAUGAAGACCUCGUCACACAUGCAGCUGGACCAGACUAGGUCCAAAUAUGGGCGUGUGCUCAAGCUUCAGCAGAAAGACACAUUACAAGGCAGUGUCCUGACACCAGUUCCACCAAACACCCUGCCAGCUAUGAAGACCUCGCCACACAUGCAGCUGGACCAGACUGGGUCCAAAUAUGGGCAUGUGCUCAAGACUCAGGAGAGAGACACAUUAAAGGGCAGUGUCUUCACUCAAGUUCCACCAAACACCCUUUCAGCCAUGGAGGGGUCUCAGCAAACACCGGACCAUGUACACAUGCCACCCAUCGAUGAUAAGGUGCAUCGCCCACAUCAUCAGACCCGUCAAAGUUUCAGCAGAGAGACACCUUAA